AUGGCCAAUCGUGGAAGCCUCGCUGUCUCUGAAACACAACCUAUUUUCAGUGUUCUCUUCCCUUCAUAUAACUUCUCUCUCUGUCCUUUCUCUUCGUCCCGUUCGCUUCCACUAGCUCUCGAAAACGGUGAUCGUGUUGGUUCACUGAAAAAAAAAAUGAGGAAUUCCCUCACAAGGAGUAGGAAAGGCUGCAGCAAGGUCAUGUCGAUAGAAAUCGAGGAUAUCCGUGAUGCUGAAGAGUCCAAAGCCGUUGAUGAGUUCCGUCAGGCUCUUGUCUUGGACGAACUACUUCCAGAGAAGCACGAUGAUUAUCACAUGAUGCUCAGGUUCCUUAAGGCCAGGAAAUUUGACGUUGAGAAAUCUAAGCAAAUGUGGUCUGACAUGCUUCAAUGGAGGAAGGAAUUUGGCGCUGACACCAUCGGCGAGGAUUUUGAAUUCAAGGAACUCGAUGAAGUGUUGCAAUAUUAUCCUCAUGGACAUCAUGGAGUUGAUAAGGAUGGGCGACCAGUGUACAUUGAGAGAUUGGGCCAAGUGGAUGCCACCAAGUUGAUGCAAGUCACAACCAUGGACCGCUACAUCAAAUACCAUGUCAAGGAGUUCGAGAGGACAUUUGAUGUGAAAUUCGCAGCUUGCUCCAUUGCUGCAAAGAAGCACAUCGAUCAAAGUACAACCAUCCUUGAUGUGCAAGGAGUGGGCCUAAAGAACUUCAACAAGCAUGCCAGGGAGCUCAUCACCCGCCUUCAAAAGAUUGACGGCGACAACUAUCCUGAAACCUUGAACCGCAUGUUCAUCAUCAAUGCAGGCUCUGGAUUCAGAAUGUUGUGGAGCACUGUUAAAUCCUUCCUUGACCCAAAGACCACAUCCAAAAUCCAUGUUCUUGGCAACAAGUACCAGAGCAAACUGCUUGAAAUGAUUGAUGAGAGUGAGUUGCCAGAGUUUUUGGGAGGCACCUGUACUUGUGCCGAUCAAGGAGGCUGCAUGCGCUCUGAUAAGGGCCCUUGGAAGGAUGAGGAAAUACUGAAGAUGGUUCAAAAUGGUGAGCACAAAUGUUCAAGGAGAUGUGAGGUUCCCGUCAUUGAAGAGAGGACAACUUCUGAGGAACACGAGACUGUCAAGUCGGAGGCAAAACUCACCACACAAAAGUCUUCUGCCAUUGCUGAGGUCGCUUCUUCCAAGGCUUACAAGUACGAGGACUUCGUCCCCGCAGCUGAAAAAACUGCUUGGAAAAAGGUGGAUAAGAAUGACAAAUUUGCUGUAUCCAAAGGUAGAAUUGAAAUUUCUUGGUUACCUCUAUUUUAUAGGAAGCAUAUUCCUAAUGAUAAAGACUUUUUAAAGUCAUCUUGUGUGGUGCCUAUGCCAAAUUACAACACAUGA
Molecule: messenger RNA, 1374 nt
Organism: Sphenostylis stenocarpa
Lineage: Eukaryota; Viridiplantae; Streptophyta; Magnoliopsida; Fabales; Fabaceae
Source: the annotation of a GenBank genome assembly